Coffea eugenioides is the source of this 525-nucleotide messenger RNA. RefSeq lists its product as uncharacterized. Bases 1 to 525 code for a protein of 174 amino acids. The record is from RefSeq and is a predicted model, not a curated record. The transcript is spliced from 3 exons. NCBI's taxonomy places the organism in Eukaryota, Viridiplantae, Streptophyta, Magnoliopsida, Gentianales, Rubiaceae.
AUGGAGAGUACUCGUGGUGGACGGGGCCGGGGGUGCGGAACCUCAAAUGAAGGAGGAAAUCGGGAACCAAUGCCUGGACCUAAUCCCGAACCUGGAAUGGACCCUAACAUUCAGGAGAAGAAAGAAGAUGAGUUUAUUAGACUUCGGCAGGGAACUCAAACUAUCGCCGAAUAUGAGAUCCAGUUUACCAGAUUGUCUAAAUUCUCUCCCGAACUAAUCGUGACUGAGCAACAGAGGAUACGGCGUUUUGUCCAAGGUUUAAACGUUGAGAUUCAGAAGGACCUGGCUGUAGCCCAACUCAACGCCUUUAGUGAUGCAGUAGAGAAAGCUCAACGAAAAAGGGGAUUUCUUGGAAGUAGCUCAGAGCAAGGGGAUAGGGGUACGCCUCCUAAGAUUGGAAGGGGCAACGGCGGAGUACAACUACCAGGGAUGUCACGUGGUGCCUCACAGAGAGGCUCAGUCUCCGCUUCCCGUGGUCCCUGCAGGUACUGUGGGAAAUCGAAUCACACGGAGGAUGUCUGCUAG